AGUCUGCAGAAGAUUUCCAAUAGCCAUGAGGGCCAUGGAGAAGGUUUUUAAGUGCUCAGAGUUGUAGGAGGUGCAAAGGCAGAGGUCAAAAGCUAAUAUCUUCAAGGGGAGAUAAAGCCCCAAGGCUGUAAAUGGCUCAGAGUGGAACAGCUGGGUCUGUGUGCAGUUGGAACCCAAGUACUUAGAGCUGAAAAAAAGACCCUCAGGAAAACAGACCUCGUGCUGGAGAGGUGCUCUGUGACUGGUGUGAGCAUCCUCUUCUUUCUUUCAAGAGAGCAAAGCACUGCUCAGCCUGGAGCCUGCUCUCGUUAAGCAUUUAAAUUCCCCGAGGUUGGAGAUGUCAGGCAGUCGGGGGACGAGGGGAGAAAGCCAGAGCUGCUGGGAGCCAAGCGGUUUGAGCUGCUGCUGGGAUCACUAAGAGAGCUCUUGUUGCAGCUGACUUCUCCAGCACCAGAAAGGUAAAACAUCACAAUGAAGGUGGCAGUCCUGUGUUUAUGCCUUAUCAGCAUUGUUGCUGCAUGGCCAGUGAGUAAAUCCAAGCAGCAUGCUGUUUCUGGCAGCUCUGAAGAAAAAUACGAUCCCAGGAGCCAUCACUUACACAGACAGCACCACAAACAUGUGAAUUCUCAGUCUUGGGAGAGUCUGCAGCACACACAGAAUGACCUGGCUCAGCAGACUCUAGACUCUUCAGAAGAAAGCGUGGAUGUCCCAGUACAAGCGCACUUUCCUGUUGUAUCAAGCAAGAGCCACGAAGAUGUUGAUGGUGAUGACGAUGACACAGAUGAAUCUGAUGAGGACGACGAUGGUUUUCCCACAGACGUCCCAGUAACCGUACCCUUCUCUCCUUUCACCCGGGGAGACAGCGCUGGCAGAGGCGACAGCGCUGGCAGAGGCGACAGUGUGGCCUACGCGGUGAGGGCAAAAGCCACAGUGGUGAAGUCUAGCAAAAUCCGCAAAGCUGCAAAACAGGUCAUUGCGUACGAUACCAAGGAGGAGGAUGAGAGCGCCCUGGAUGCAGACAGCCGGCAAGGGCGCCUCUCCCAGGAGGAUCUGUCUGCCCGCCGCUCCCUAGGGAAGCUCAGCAUCACUGGGGAAUGGGCUGCCAAGGGCCAUAGGCAGGACAGCAGCGAGCUGGACAGCAAGCUGCGCGACCGGAGCGUGGAAAACGACAGUCGGCAGAAAUUCGACAGCCGCGAGACGGAAGGAGAUGAUGACAGCAAGGCUGGUGUAAGAGGGGACAGCCACUGGAGUGCGGAAAGCAGGGAGAGCCAGGCCCGCAUUCUGCCUGAGAUCCCUGAUGAGGACAGCAAUCAAACUCUGGAGAGCGCCGAGGACGCUCAGGAUCGUCACAGCAUCGAAAAUAAUGAAGUCACCCUUUAAAGUGAAACAAAUGUAAUUUUUUCCCCUUCUUCAUCAGUUCCUACGUAAGCGGGGCGGGGGGGGGGGGGGAGUAGCUUCAUUUCAGGUAACUGUUUGUAAAUGUAGAGCCGCAUGGUCAUUUUUUUGAGUUUGGGGCAUCCUCCCCUCGGCUGCCAGCGCUGCCCGUCGCACCAGUGCCCCAGGAUAUGGUCCGGGAGGGUGCGGGGAAGCCAGAUGAACGCUGCUGGACGCACAGAGCGAGCGUUACCUCUCUGGCGUGCUGCUUUUCUGUACUGCCAGCCUGUAUUUUGCUGUAACUGGAGUUAUAAAUAAAAACACAAAAAACCCUGAA
Messenger RNA from Columba livia (rock pigeon), 1711 nucleotides. It is a transcript of the gene SPP1, whose product is annotated as secreted phosphoprotein 1. The transcript is spliced from 9 exons. Gene Ontology annotation, molecular function: extracellular matrix binding. The record is from RefSeq and is a predicted model, not a curated record. Gene Ontology annotation, biological process: ossification; osteoblast differentiation; positive regulation of bone resorption. Lineage: Eukaryota; Metazoa; Chordata; Aves; Columbiformes; Columbidae. Bases 472 to 1380 code for a protein of 302 amino acids.